This is a messenger RNA of Suncus etruscus (white-toothed pygmy shrew), 1623 nucleotides long. Its product is annotated as mucin-3B-like. Bases 1 to 1623 code for a protein of 540 amino acids. The record is from RefSeq and is a predicted model, not a curated record. The transcript has 3 exons. Lineage: Eukaryota; Metazoa; Chordata; Mammalia; Eulipotyphla; Soricidae.
AUGACAAGCGAGACCACAACGAGAACAGUAACUCCCUCUGUCACAAGCACAACCAAUCCCUCAUCAACUACUCCUACAACCACACCAACCCCAACAAGUGAACCCACUACGAGUACUGCAACUACCACUGCAACAACUAUCCAAACUUCCACACCUCAGUCUUCCACCACAACCCCAACUACUUCCAGUGCCAGCAGCAUAGUAAUGACAAGUGAGACCACCACCAUCCCUGAGACUCCCACCAUGACCACCAUAACCACAAUCUCACCCAGCCUCUCAACAACCUCUUCUACAGCCACACCAACACCCACAACUGUAUCUAGCACCUUGUCUGAAUCUACAACCACUCCCAUACAAAGCAGCACUAUCACUGCAACAAGCCUGACAACAACCAGCAACGGGACUCCCACAUCACCCACAAGUGCCGCAACAACUACUGCAGAAACUAGCCAAAUGAGCACACCCCAAUUCACCACAACCCCAACUUCAACGACUUCUACCACCAGCACUAUGGUUAGUACAAGCCAGACAACUAUUAGCACAGUGACUCCCACCAUGACACCCACCACCACAAUCGCAUCUAGCACCUCAACAACUUCUUCUACAACCACAUCAACACCGACAAAGGGAUCCACAACCUUGUCUACUCCUGUAACCACUCCUUCACAUAGCACCACUGUCACUCCAACAAUCUUGACUACUACCAGCACCAAGACUCCCACCUUAUCACCCACUACAAGUGCUGCAACUACCACUUCAACAACUAGCCAUACCUCCACAGCUCAAUUCUCCACCACAAUCUCACAUUCGCCAACUGCCAGCACUAUGGUUAGUACAGGCCAGACCACAACCAGCACAGAGACUCCCACUUCAUCCUCCACCAUUAGUGAUACAACUAUAACUGCAACAACAAGCAAAACAAGCACUCCUCCAUCUAUCACCCCAACUCUAACUUCCACCACUCCCACUGUAAGCACCAUGGUUAGUACAAGCCAGGCCACAACCAGCAUAGAGAUGCCCACCUCAUCGCACAGCAUGAGUUCUACCACUAUAACUGCAACAACUAGUCAAACAAGCAUACCUCAAUCUACCACCACAACCCCAAUGUCAACCACUCCCACUGCCAGCACCUCGGUUAGUACAAGCCAGAUCACAACCAGCACGGAGACUCCCACCACGAAACUCACCACCACAAUCACAUCCAGCUCCUCAACAACUACUUCUAUGACCACUCCAACGCCCACAACUGAAUCCACCACCAUAUCUAUUCUUACAACCACUCCCACUCUAACCACUGUGGUCACUCCAACAAGCCUGGCUACAACCAAUACCAAGACUCUCACCUCAUCACCCACCACAAGCAAAUGUGAGAAUGGUGGCACCUGGAAGCAGGGGAGCUGUCUCUGUCCCCCUGGAUUCUCCGGGGACCACUGCGAGCUGAUGGUGAAUCGGUGUGAAAACGAGGGUCAGUGGCAUGGAAAAAAAUGCCAGUGUCCCAGUUCCUUCUACGGUACCCACUGUGAGCUGGCCAAGGAGGAAAUGGUAGUGGGCCCUGGUCCCACUUCAAUGCUUCUUGCCCUUCUGGCUGAGGUGGGUGGUAGGGUGAGGGUGGUGCCUCCUUGA